Messenger RNA from Astyanax mexicanus (Mexican tetra), 1830 nucleotides. It is a transcript of the gene hpda, whose product is annotated as 4-hydroxyphenylpyruvate dioxygenase a. The coding region runs from base 82 to 1269 and encodes 395 amino acids. NCBI's taxonomy places the organism in Eukaryota, Metazoa, Chordata, Actinopteri, Characiformes, Acestrorhamphidae. Gene Ontology annotation, biological process: L-tyrosine catabolic process. Gene Ontology annotation, molecular function: 4-hydroxyphenylpyruvate dioxygenase activity. Gene Ontology annotation, cellular component: endoplasmic reticulum membrane; Golgi membrane. The transcript is spliced from 14 exons. The record is from RefSeq and is a predicted model, not a curated record.
UACUUAUACGUAGAUUAGAGCGCGUGAUGACCGCUUAUUGACCAUCCGUCCUGUUGAGCAGAGCCCAUCUAGAACAGCAGAAUGACAAGCUACACAGACAAAGGGGAAAAGCCAGAGAGAGGCAAAUUCGUGAGGUUCCACCAUUUGACGUUCUGGGUGGGUAAUGCCAAACAGGCUGCAGCCUUCUACUGUGACAAGAUGGGCUUCGAGCCUGUGGCCUACAAGGGCCUGGAGACCGGCAGCAGAGAGAUAGUGUCCCACGUCAUCAAACAGGAUAAGAUUUUAUUUGUCUUUGAAUCUGCACUAAAUCCUGGAAAUGAAGAGAUGGGACAGCAUCUGAUGCAGCACGGGGACAGCGUGAAGGACAUCGCGUUCCAAGUAGAAGACUGUGAUUUCCUGGUCAAGAAAGCCAAAGAAAGGGGAGCGGUGAUAGUUAAAGAACCAUGGGUGGAACAAGACAAACACGGCAAAGUGAAAUAUGCUGUGGUUCAAACGUACGGAGACACAACCCACACACUGGUUGAGUACAUGACCCCGUAUAAAGGCCUGUUUCUGCCAGGCUACCAGGAACCUCUCUUUAAGGACCCACUGCUUCCAAAACUGCCUCCAGGUUGCCUGAGCUUCAUCGACCACAUUGUGGGAAACCAGCCAGACGAUGAAAUGGUGCCGAUAUCAGACUGGUACCAGAAGUGCCUGAUGUUCCACCGUUUCUGGUCUAUAGAUGAUAAACAGAUCCACACGCAGUACAGCUCUCUCAGGUCCAUCGUGGUCACCAACUAUGAGGAGACCAUCAAGAUGCCCAUCAAUGAACCAGCACCCGGCAAGAAGAAAUCACAGAUCCAGGAAUAUGUGGACUAUAAUGGAGGAGCUGGAGUACAGCACAUCGCCCUAAACACAUCAGACAUCAUCAAAGCAAUAGUGAAUCUUAAAGCCCGGGGGAUGGAGUUCCUGUCGGCUCCUGAUAGCUACUAUGACAGCCUGCGUGAGAAACUCAAGACAGCCAAGAUCAAAGUGAAGGAGGACCUGAAGACCCUGCAGGAAUUAAAAAUCUUAGUAGACUACGAUGAUAAGGGCUACCUGCUCCAGAUUUUCUCCAAACCCGUGCAGGACAGACCCACGCUCUUCCUAGAGGUCAUCCAGAGGAACAACCACUUUGGUUUUGGAGCUGGGAACUUCAAAUCUCUAUUUGAGGCCAUUGAAAAAGACCAGGACGCCAGGGGCAACCUUACCAUCCUCACCUCAGACGGCAACCCAAAGGCUUUUUACUAACAGAUUCACACAGAUAUAAGCAGGUAGCACAUAGGUUGGUCAUAUUCUAUAAAAAUAGGUUUCGGUUAUAAUGUAGCCCCACAAAUAGCUCCACAACAGCACUUUUCCACCAAGCUCUUCACCUCAGAUCUGUUCUAUCUACACUUAAUCCUUAUUCACACCUGGUUUAAACAUGCAUCUUGGGUGAUCUGAACAUAAAACAUAGACAAAAUGUGUAGCUGUUAAGAUCUGGCAACAUGCAUUUUACCAUAUCACACUUAUUACUUAUUAAACAGGUCAUUAAAUAUAGGUGACAAUAUCAUUUGUGAACAAAACUUACAAUUUAAAGAAAUUGUUGAACAUAAUUUUUUAUUCACCCCAGAUGUAAUCAGCCAGCAAAGACAUUUUUAAUUCUGAAUUGUCCAUUUUAGAAAGAAAUACGCUACACUAACACAUGCUGACUGAUCAGCUGCAUUAGGGGUAUGUAAUAAAUUAUGUCAAGCUGAUUUUUUUUGCCAAAAUAUUUUUUUAAAAAUUGAACACUGGACUGCCUGGCACUGUCAAUAAAGCCACUGCUACUGA